This is a messenger RNA of Knipowitschia caucasica, 237 nucleotides long. Lineage: Eukaryota; Metazoa; Chordata; Actinopteri; Gobiiformes; Gobiidae. The record is from the annotation of a GenBank genome assembly.
AUGAUCCUGGCGACUAUCAUCGCAAACUGCAUCGUGCUGGCUCUGGAGCAACACCUCCCAGCCUCCGACAAGACACCGAUGUCCGAGCGGCUGGACGACACGGAGCCCUACUUUAUUGGAAUAUUUUGUUUCGAGGCUGGUAUCAAGAUCAUCGCACUCGGUUUCGCUUUCCACAAGGGCUCGUACCUGCGCAACGGCUGGAACGUCAUGGACUUUGUGGUGGUGUUAACCGGGUGA